This is a messenger RNA of Arabidopsis thaliana (thale cress), 2757 nucleotides long. It is a transcript of the gene FRO7, whose product is annotated as ferric reduction oxidase 7. The transcript has 8 exons. Gene Ontology annotation, molecular function: ferric-chelate reductase activity; oxidoreductase activity; ferric-chelate reductase (NADH) activity. The record is from RefSeq and is marked reviewed. NCBI's taxonomy places the organism in Eukaryota, Viridiplantae, Streptophyta, Magnoliopsida, Brassicales, Brassicaceae. The coding region runs from base 103 to 2241 and encodes 712 amino acids. Gene Ontology annotation, cellular component: membrane; chloroplast membrane.
CUUAAUUUAUCUCUAGCUAGUAACGCCUCCUUAAAAGCCGAUGCUGCUUCUGAGCCAGCUCUCAUCACAACACUAAGCAGUAGAAGAAAUUCAAAAAACAACAUGGAUGAUCAUGAAACCCCUCUUUUGUCCAAGGACUUAUCAUCAUCAUCAUCAUCAUCAUCAUCAUCAUCAUCUGUGGUGGUUUCAUCUUUGAAAUGGAUAUUGAAAGUUGUAAUGUCUGUGAUUUUUGUGACUUGGGUUGUGUUCCUUAUGAUGUAUCCUGGAUCACUCGGUGAUCAAAUCCUCACAAACUGGAGAGCAAUCUCCUCCAACACUCUCUUUGGCCUCACAGGAAGCAUGUUCUUAAUUUUCAGUGGUCCGAUUCUUGUCAUCGCCAUCUUGGCUUCUCUCUAUCUGAUAAUCUCAGGGGAAGAGACGGUUUUCACUAAGAAGAAGAUAACGAAAUUCCCGAGGUUUAGGCUAUGGACAUUUCCUGUUCUUGUGGAUGGACCAUUUGGAGUUGUUUCUGCAGCUGAGUUUCUUGGAAUUAUGGUCUUCUCUGUUUUUUUCCUUUGGGCUAUCUAUGCUUAUACCUUGAGGAAUCUCAACGUUCUUGACUACUUCCACGUGCUUCCCAAUAACAGAAGUAUUUUUCUGUUGGAGUUAACGGGUCUGCGUUUUGGGAUGAUUGGAUUGUUGUGUAUGGUGUUUUUGUUUCUUCCAAUCUCGAGAGGCUCUAUUCUUCUCCGGCUUAUUGAUAUCCCUUUCGAGCAUGCUACAAGAUACCAUGUUUGGCUUGGUCAUAUCACCAUGACUUUCUUCUCUUUACAUGGCCUCUGUUAUGUUGUUGGAUGGACCAUUCAAGGUCAACUUUUAGAGCUUUUAUUUGAAUGGAAAGCUACUGGAAUCGCUGUUUUACCCGGAGUUAUCAGUCUAGUGGCUGGUUUACUCAUGUGGGUCACAUCGCUUCACACCGUGAGAAAGAAUUACUUUGAGCUCUUCUUCUACACACAUCAACUAUACAUUGUCUUUGUCGUCUUCUUGGCACUUCAUGUUGGUGACUACUUAUUCAGUAUAGUUGCUGGAGGAAUCUUUCUCUUCAUUCUAGACCGCUUCUUGAGGUUCUACCAAUCAAGAAGGACUGUUGAUGUUAUCUCUGCAAAGAGUUUACCUUGUGGAACUCUUGAACUUGUCCUUUCAAAACCACCAAAUAUGCGAUACAACGCGCUUAGCUUUAUCUUUCUUCAAGUGAAGGAACUGUCUUGGUUACAGUGGCAUCCUUUCAGUGUUUCAUCAAGUCCUCUAGAUGGGAACCAUCAUGUUGCGGUUCUUAUAAAAGUUCUUGGUGGAUGGACUGCAAAGCUUAGGGAUCAAUUGUCAACUCUAUAUGAGGCAGAAAAUCAAGACCAGCUUAUUUCUCCUGAGUCAUAUCCCAAAAUCACAACUUGUGUGGAGGGACCUUAUGGCCAUGAAUCUCCAUACCACUUAGCGUAUGAGAACCUGGUAUUAGUAGCAGGAGGAAUCGGGAUUACGCCUUUUUUUGCCAUCUUAAGCGAUAUCCUACACCGUAAAAGAGAUGGGAAAGAUUGUUUACCUGGUAAGGUUUUAGUUGUAUGGGCCAUUAAAAACUCAGACGAGCUCUCUCUGCUCUCAGCAAUUGACAUACCUUCCAUUUGCCAUUUCUUCUCUAAGAAACUAAACCUUGAGAUUCACAUAUAUGUCACUCGACAAUCCGAGCCUUGCUUGGAAGAUGGGAUGGUUCACAAGGUGGUGCAUCCUUCUGUCAAAACACCAUGGACCAACGGAUGUUCCAUGUCGGUUUUAGUUGGUACAGGGGAUAACAUAUGGUCUGGACUCUAUCUAAUUAUCUCCACCAUUGGGUUUAUUGCAAUGAUCACAUUGGUGGACAUCUUUUACAUAAACAAGUACAACAUAACAACAUGGUGGUACAAGGGACUUCUGUUUGUUGUUUGUAUGGUUGCAAGUGUGUUGAUUUUUGGAGGUCUUGUGGUUGUUUUCUGGCAUCGCUGGGAACACAAAACCGGUGAAGUGGAAGCAAAUGGCAACGACAAGGUAGAUUUGAAUGGAGAAGAAACCCAUAAUCCAUCUGCAGCAGAGCUUAAGGGCUUGGCAAUAGAAGAAGAUGUCCAGAAUUACACCACUAUUCGUUAUGGCACCAGACCGGCCUUUAGAGGUAUACACUACAAAAUUAGCGGUGUCAAGUCCAGUUAUCUCGUUUUUUUAUUUAUAAAAUUAUAGAAACUGAAAUCAUUCGGAACGGUUUGACACGGUUUCGUUCGGUUCUUGAAUCCGACUUUUGGUGUAGAUAUUUGGCUCGAUUCGGUUAAGUUAAAUCUUUGAUUGGUUCAUGUAAUAUUUUUAUUUUGUAAUUGCAGAGAUAUUUGAGUCAUUGAAUGGGAAAUGGGGGAGUGUGGAUGUUGGAGUGAUAGUAUGCGGUCCAGCGACUCUUCAGACGACCGUAGCCAAAGAAAUACGGUCACAUAGCAUCUGGCGAUCGGCGAAUCAUCCUCUUUUCCACUUCAACAGCCACAGUUUCGAUCUCUAACGAUGCUCUCAAGGCCAAAGAACAUUAUGGAAAUUCGAAGAUAUAUUAUCGAUGCAUAUAAUUUAUAUAAUCACAGUCUGUAUGUAUUAUGGAAACAACUUUAACUAAUUUUUGAGAUUGAUGCUACUUCAUGAUAGCAAUUUCUUAGUUCUUUUGAGUUAAUAACUUAAUAUAUAAAUAUAAUGGUACAACAACCAUUACAAUCGUCA